AUGCUGAACUGUGUGUGUGACACCCAUUGCCAUCUCGGCGUGAAAGCCACAGUACAAGAUGUUGAGAGAUUGGUUUCAUUCAUCUCAUCAGAAGAAAGUGAUCAGAGGCCCCAAUCUUUCAGCGUCAUGUCCACCAAUCAUCUGGAUCUAGCACUUCUCGAGCAUCUAAUUAAGCACGACCACACAAAGGCGAUUAUGCCGUACUUCGGUAUCCACCCAUGGUAUUCCCAUCUUUUUACACUUGAUCCUACUCUAAGUAAGGAACAACAUUAUACUGAAUGUCUUUCACCUGCUCCGGAUGACCAAUUGCUUUCUCUAUUGCCCCAUCCCAUCAUUUUGGAUGCGCAUAUGGCUCGUAUAAGACAUAUUGCGGAAGAAUGCCACAGAAACAAAAUCCGGUAUGGAAUUGGAGAAAUCGGACUAGACAAGUCUUUCCGCUUACCUUCUAAUGGUUUUUAUGGAAACCAGAAUGUAUCAGAAGACAUCAAACUAACUAAGUGCAAGGUAUCUAUUUCACACCAACUAAGAGUGUUGCAGACUCAGUUAGCCUUGGCUCAUGAGCUUCAAGUGUCGGUGUCGCUACAUUGUGUGAAAGCACAUGGCGCUUUGUUUGAUUUACUUAAACAGAACUACGAUGCUAUAUCUCUCGUUGUUCUACAUUCGUAUUCUGGUUCAUUAGAACAGGCACGUGUUUGGAUUCGGACGUUUGAAAAGCAAAGUCGAAAAAUUGCAUUUUCUUUCUCCAACAUCAUAAAUGCCGCAGACAACAAAGUGGACACACUUGAAGAGUUGGUGAAGUCUUUGAGUGAUGCUCAGACUUUAGCAGAGACUGAUUUGCCUUUAGAUGAAUAUCUCCUACCCGGAAGACUGCAGGAGUACUAUGAGCAUUUACGAAAAGUAUUGUCUACCAUAAGUAGAGCGAACGGACGGCUGGUCGAGGAGGAAUCUGAAGUGCUUGAGGAUACUACUCGAGUACUAAAUCUAAUACAGAACAUAGCUUAG
Molecule: messenger RNA, 1002 nt
Organism: Clavispora lusitaniae ATCC 42720
Lineage: Eukaryota; Fungi; Ascomycota; Pichiomycetes; Serinales; Metschnikowiaceae
Product: putative endodeoxyribonuclease
Molecular function (GO): hydrolase activity, acting on ester bonds
Source: RefSeq, a predicted model, not a curated record